AAAUAUUAUUUCUUGCUCUAAGGGGAAAACAUAGUAGUGACUGGAGGCUACUUCCGGGACGUGUUAUGGUAUAGUGUGGACUGGGUGAGCAUUUACGAGCAUGGUGACAAGCGAUGGGUGGACGGCCCGGCGAUGCAGAAGUCCAGGCACAGCCACUGCUCAUCAGCUCUGGAGUUCCAGCUGUUUGUGUUUGGCGGUAGCAUGGAUGAGGGACCUGUGGCUGACGUAGAGAGGCUGGUUUUGGGAGCCAAGGAAUGGGACACCGUCAGCCCCAUGGUGCGGGCUGUGGAAAGGGCGGCCACUGUCACUUUGGGGACUAGUAUUUAUGUGGCCUGUGGUCUAGAUGAGAAUGGGGAUGUUUACAGUGGGAUUCAGAGGUACAGGCCAGAGGUUGAUCAAUGGGACGUGGUAUCCUAUUCUCCAUUUCCACGUUACGACCUUCUUGCAACUGAGCUCAAUGGUGCCCUCUAUCUGCUGGGAGGACAGGCUCUACGUUUAGACAUCGACACAGACGAGUGGACCAUUCUUCAAGAGGACUGUCUGGACAACAAAUUCUUCACAGGCUGUGCCACAGUGAACGGGCAGAUUUACAUACUGAGUGAGAGGAAGAUAAACAAAACGUACCCAAACAUGAUUUUACUAGACCCUUACACUGACACUUGCUUGGAAAUUGAUGAUAAAAUACCCUGUCCUGUCCCCAUAAGAGGUUGUGUCACAAUGCAUGUCGGUCCUUUCUAAAGCCAUAAUGUCAACACUAUCCUUUCAUGCAAAGUAUUAAACUAAUGCAAAAACAUUUUGUUGAGCAAAGUUGAGGAUAAUCAUAUUCUAAAACAUUUUU
Molecule: messenger RNA, 838 nt
Organism: Sinocyclocheilus anshuiensis
Lineage: Eukaryota; Metazoa; Chordata; Actinopteri; Cypriniformes; Cyprinidae
Product: kelch-like protein 23
Exons: 2
Coding region: 133-738 (201 amino acids)
Molecular function (GO): protein binding
Source: RefSeq, a predicted model, not a curated record